Staurois parvus is the source of this 255-nucleotide messenger RNA. The record is from the annotation of a GenBank genome assembly. Lineage: Eukaryota; Metazoa; Chordata; Amphibia; Anura; Ranidae.
CACUGCAGGGUCGGGUGGCCGUUCCGGACACAGUGUGAAACACCGAUCGUCAGACGGGACCUCUGUACGAGGUCCCGAUCAUUGAUCACUGAUUGGCCAAUCAGUGAUCACAUGCAAAGUAGUAAGCAAGAUGUCACUUCUGACAUCAUUGCUUACUACGUGUGAAAUCUGUGAAUGAUCACAGAGGUCACAUGGUACAAGGCUAUUCACAACAGCCUUGUACCAUGUGACAAGCUGUGACCAAUCACGACUCAC